AUGGUUAUUAAAACUUUACCCGAUCCUUUAGCAAAGCCAAUGGCUAAUACUCAAUUAUUACUACAACGACAAAGACGCAGUCAUUCGGCUCCAUAUCCAGCUUUUAAUCGAACCGAAAUACCCCAACAACAUCGUUUACCAGAUGCUGCCGAUCUUCGUCGAAUGUGUAUCAUAACCAAAACCGAUUUGAAUCGUAUCUAUGAAAAUUUAGAUCAUCGUCAACGUAGUAAAGAUGCUAUUCAACAAGAAAUAGCUCGAAAAAAAGAGAUAGCUGAACGUUCAGCUCAAGUAACUAAACAUUGGACAAAUACUAUCGCUGGAGCACGUGAACGUAAACUUGAAAUGAAAAAGAUUCGUGAACAAGAAGAAGAAGACAGAAAGAAAUUAUUAGAUAUUGAAGAAGAAAAAUUAGCUGCUGAACGUCGUCGAGAACACAUUGAAAAAGCAAAACAAUUAAAAUAUUACGAAACAGAUCGUGUUCGAACGUUUCAUAGCGCUCUUCUUCAUACAGAAGUUUUAAAAGAACGUGAUCUGCAAAUUGAAAUGAAAAAACGUAUUGAACAAAUGCGUCACACCGAUGAUGAACAAGAACGUCAACGUUAUCAAGUAGCUCAAAAUGAUUAUAUUAGAGCUGAACAAGAAAAAGCUGAGAAAAAAGCAAGAGAUCGAUCUAAUGUAACUCAAUAUCAAAUUGCACAAAUGGAACGAAAACGAAUGCAACAAAUAAAUGAAAAACAAAGAGAUCUCCAAGAAGGUGAAGAAUAUAGACGAUUAGCUGAACAAUAUGCACUUGAACAAAUGGAAAUCGAACGAUUUCGUAAAUUAACACAACACGAUGUGAAAAAUAUGUAUGAUCAAGCACUCGACGACAAAUUCAAGGUUCGACAGAUGGAAAAACAAUUAGAUGAAGAAGAAGAUGAUGAACUUCGUAUAUACGCAGAUGCUAAGAAAAAUAUUGCUCGAUUAAGACGUCAAAAAGAAUUUCAAGCUCAUCAGGAAAAACAAGACGCACGUGAUUAUAUGACUGGCUAUUUGGGCUCGUUACAAAAACGAGCUGAAGCUAAUUUGGACACACAAAUGUUCCGUGCUCGAGCAGAAAGAGAAGCAAAAGAAUUACGUGAAGAACAGGAAAAAUUAGAUAAGCAAAAAAAAAUGAAAGAUUCAAUUAAUAAGUAUCGACAAGAAGCGAUGAAACGACGUGAAGCUGAAAAGGAAAUGGACGAACGUGAUGACGCUGAACUACGGCUAAGAAAAGCAGAAGCUGAUCAAUUGUUUCUUAUAUAUCAACAAGAAAAGGAUAAAAAACGAGAUGAAGAUGCGCAAGCUGUUUCAGAACAUCUUUUGAAACAAGCUCAAGAACGAAAAGAUCGUGAGCGCGCAUUAAAAGCGACUGAAGUCGAUGAAGUUCAACUUGAUAAACAUAUGAGUGAAAUCGAACGACAACAAUUUCAAGAUUAUGCAGGACGUGUUAUUUCAUACAUGGACGAAAAUGGACGUAACACAUAUCCCAUGAAAAAAGUUUACGUUGAAGAAAUGAAACGAUUUGAUCAAUGGAAUCAAGGCUACAGAAAGAAUGAAAGUCGCAGCAGUAACAGUGAGAGAAAACCACGCACUCAAGAGAAAAACACAUUCGAUCAAACCAAGAAGAAUUUAGGAUUUCAAUGGGACAUACCUCAACAAUAA
Molecule: messenger RNA, 1683 nt
Organism: Rotaria socialis
Lineage: Eukaryota; Metazoa; Rotifera; Eurotatoria; Philodinida; Philodinidae
Source: the annotation of a GenBank genome assembly